UACUCUUUUUGUAUAUUGAAAUGUGGUGAAUAUUUUAUCCUCAGGACGGAUGGAAGUUUUGUGGUUCAUGAUAUACCUUCCGGAUCUUACGUAGUAGAAGUUAUAUCCCCAGCUUACAGGUUUGAACCAGUUCGAGUGGACAUAACUUCAAAAGGCAAAAUGAGAGCAAGAUAUGUGAAUUACAUCAAAACUUCGGAAGUAGUCAGGCUGCCAUACCCACUUCAGAUGAAAUCUUCUGGACCCCCAUCUUACUUUAUAAAGAGAGAAUCUUGGGGAUGGACAGAUUUUCUAAUGAAUCCUAUGGUUAUGAUGAUGGUUCUUCCAUUACUGAUAUUUGUAUUGCUGCCUAAAGUUGUCAACACCAGUGAUCCUGAUAUGAGACGGGAAAUGGAGCAGUCAAUGAAUAUGCUAAAUUCCAACCACGAACUGCCUGAUGUCUCAGAGUUCAUGACAAGACUAUUCUCUUCAAAAUCUUCCAGCAAGUCUGGCAGUGGCAGCAGUAAAGCAGGGAAAAGUGGUGCUGGAAAAAGGAGGUAGUUGUUUCUUCCUCCUGGGCCUUAGUUUGCACAACUAUUUUUGUGUGGUAUCAUCUGUAUGGGUCUUAGAAGUUCAAAACACCACUGCUGUAAACUUGAUUCAACAUGAAAAUUGAUCUGCUACAACUGUUGUAUGUGAUGUAGCUUUUUAGCCUGUUUAAGCUGUUUUGUACUUUGGCAGUAAGCAGAAAAGGACAUGGCUUCAAUCUUGUAUGUGUAUAAGGUCAAUAUUGAUGAUACUGAAUUAACUGUAUUGCUCUGUAGAAAAUGACAUUAAAGUAAUUAAAUUAUAUGAUGUGCUAUA
Pelodiscus sinensis (Chinese soft-shelled turtle) is the source of this 840-nucleotide messenger RNA. The record is from RefSeq and is a predicted model, not a curated record. Lineage: Eukaryota; Metazoa; Chordata; Testudines; Trionychidae.